GGGGUUAAAGUGGUGAACCGGGUCCCACAUACCCGCUUGCAUCGUAUGCGCGGGGCAGCUGAUGCUGUCAUUAGGGACACUGCACCGCCACAGCGACAAAGAAGAUUGCGUCUCAACUCCAUUCUUGCAGGCUUGUGCUUGCUCGGGAACACGGUGCAACUGAGGUCGCACAGGUACACAAUAAUGAUACUAGCACAGUCGGAAAAACACAGUAUAAGCCCUGUAGUUAAGAGUUCGCUGAGCUUAGGCCGACGCGAGCAGUGAGGGGAAAGUGAACGGACCGGACUAGGGCCAGAGC
Molecule: messenger RNA, 298 nt
Organism: Colletotrichum navitas
Lineage: Eukaryota; Fungi; Ascomycota; Sordariomycetes; Glomerellales; Glomerellaceae
Exons: 1
Coding region: 46-264 (72 amino acids)
Source: RefSeq, a predicted model, not a curated record